Messenger RNA from Centruroides sculpturatus (bark scorpion), 2237 nucleotides. It is a transcript of the gene ClpX, whose product is annotated as ATP-dependent Clp protease ATP-binding subunit clpX-like, mitochondrial. Gene Ontology annotation, cellular component: mitochondrial matrix. Gene Ontology annotation, biological process: protein catabolic process; proteolysis. Gene Ontology annotation, molecular function: protein dimerization activity; ATP hydrolysis activity; zinc ion binding. The record is from RefSeq and is a predicted model, not a curated record. The annotation marks the transcript as partial. Lineage: Eukaryota; Metazoa; Arthropoda; Arachnida; Scorpiones; Buthidae. The transcript is spliced from 10 exons.
AUAAUUUUUACAGGCUUUAUAAAAGCAGUACUAAAAUCUGAAUCAAAUAAAAAUAUUCGUUUUUAUGUUAUAAGAGGAUUAGUUACUACUUCUCCAGCACUCAGAAUAGUAAUUGGUCCACCAACUGAUAAGGGAGAUUCUGGUGUUCGAGGAAGUAAUGGUGGAAAAUCAUCAAAUUCUUCGGGUAGAGGUACAGGAGACGGAAAUAGAUUAUGUUGUCCAAAAUGUGGAAAUCCUUGCUCUCAUGUAGAAACUUUUGUUUCAUCCACAAGAUUUGUGAAAUGUGAUAAAUGCCAGCAUUUUUUUGUUGUGUUAUCGGAUGUUGAUUCUAAAAAAUCUUUGAAAGAUCAACUUGGAAAUGAAAAAGUUAAUAUUCAGAGACGAUCUCCACCACCACCUAAAAAAAUAUAUGAAUAUUUGAAUAAUCAUGUAGUAGGUCAGAAUCAUGCAAAGAAAGUAUUAUCUGUAGCAGUUUAUAAUCAUUAUAAAAGAAUAUUUAAUAAUAUUCCAAGCAUAAACUCUACAAAUCGUCAAGAAAGUUCUGUUGGAGAAAAUCAACAUACAGGAUUUGCUUUAAAAGAUUUGUUUCAUAAUCCAGGGAUUUCUCAUAGUAAUGCUCUUGGUGUAACACCUCAACAACAACAAAUACAAGAUUCAGAUGCUCGUCAAAAUCGAGGAUCAGAUGUACUUGAUGUCAUGACCCAUGAACUUCGUUUAGAAAAAAGUAAUAUUUUAUUACUUGGACCAACUGGUUCUGGUAAAACAUUAUUAGCACAAACUAUUGCUCAAUGUUUGGAUGUACCAUUUGCUAUUUGUGAUUGUACUACACUUACACAGGCUGGUUAUGUUGGAGAAGAUAUCGAAUCAGUCAUAGCUAAACUUCUACAAGAUGCCAAUUAUAAUGUUGAAAAAGCUCAACAAGGAAUUGUAUUUCUUGAUGAAGUUGAUAAAAUAGGAGCAGUGCCAGGCAUUCAUCAGUUACGAGAUGUUGGUGGAGAAGGUGUGCAACAAGGAAUGCUUAAAAUGCUUGAAGGUACCUUAGUCAAUGUACCAGAACGUAAUUCUAGAAAAUUAAGAGGCGAAACAGUCAUUGUAGAUACGACUAAUAUACUUUUUGUAGCAUCAGGUGCCUUUAAUGGCUUAGACAGAAUAGUCAGUAGAAGAAAAAAUGAAAAGUAUCUUGGAUUUGGAGCGCCUGUUUCAGAAUCUCCAGGAAGGAGAGCAGCGUCAGCAGCAGAAUUAGCAAAUUUUACAACUCACAGUUCUCCUGAAGAUGAUAAUUCUGAAAAGGAUGCUCUCUUAAGAAUUGUUGAAGCAAGAGAUCUGAUAGAAUUUGGAAUGAUACCUGAAUUUGUUGGACGUUUUCCAGUAGUUGUACCUCUCCACAGUUUGAAUGAAGAAAUGCUUAUUGAAAUCCUUACUAAACCUCGUAAUGCUUUAAUACCACAAUAUCAAAUGCUAAUUGGAAUGGACAAGGUUGAAUUAAGUUUUUCUCCCGAGGCCUUAAAAUCUGUUGCGAGGUUGGCAAUGGAAAGAAAAACUGGAGCACGAGGUUUGCGAGCAAUAAUGGAAAAUAUACUUUUAGAACCGAUGUUCGAAAUUCCCGGUUCGGAUAUAAUUAGUGUAAGAAUCACCAGUGACGUCGUUAUGGGUCUAUGUCCACCCAUUUACAUACGCAGCGAACACAGAGAACAUGAUGACUACGACAACAGCGAAGACAAAGAGCGGGCGAUAAAUACAUGAAAUCAGUCAAAGUGGAAAAAAAUACAUGCAAAGUAUCUUUAAGUUUGUAAAAUAAUUCGAAAGAAUCGGACACGUAUUAUUAACCGAAAUAUUUCUGUACAAAUGCCAAGAGAGAUCAUCACGAAUAAUGCGCAGCUUUUUCCGGAGACAGUCAAAAUAUCUUUUAUGUACGGAGAAGUGAGGAGAGGAGAUGCUCGACGAUUCAAAUUUUGUUUACUUUAUAAAAGUAUUUUGUUUAAUUAGAACGAUUCUUUUAAAAUUAAAAAAAAGGAUUUAAAUAUUUUACAAAUUUGUUGUUUUUUUGAUCUUUUUACAUUUUCAAAAAUAAAAUGAUAGAGUCGCGAUUAUCUGAAGUAAUGUCAACCAAGGAUAAUCAAAAACUCGAACAUUACACCACUGAAUGUUCGAUUGAUUUAAUUAUUUACCAGUUUUGGUUGUAUUAAUAAAUAUUUACCAUGUGCUCUAUUUUUAGAUUAAAAAUGUUUUGUUGUAUA